Molecule: messenger RNA, 4952 nt
Organism: Plutella xylostella (diamondback moth)
Lineage: Eukaryota; Metazoa; Arthropoda; Insecta; Lepidoptera; Plutellidae
Source: RefSeq, a predicted model, not a curated record
CGGUAGCGUCGGCAGUCACACGCGCGCCGCAGCCCCGCACGGACGUCCCGCGCCGCCACUGAUCGCGCCCGAUCACGCUCACGAAAACACAUCGUAGGUAACACCACUACCAUGUGAUCAAAAUACCAACGCCGAAUUAUCACUGAGCACCAAAAAAAAAAGCGACGGAAAAAGUUUCUCGACUUUCACUUUUGAGGUUAUGAGUUUUCCGCUAAUUUUCCCGACGUGCGAUAAAGUUUCGUGUAACAAGUUUUUCGGAGAGUUUUCGGUGGAGUGACGAGACGCGUCGGGUUGGGGGUUGCAUAACAGUGCAGCGAAGGUCGGCCGAGCGAGCGGGAAACCCGCCUCUAGAAUACCUACGUGAAAAGAAAACUCCUAGAGCUAGGCUGUGCCUGUAGUAGACACGUGACGCUGGAUUUGGGCCGUUUUCAGUGCAUUGACUCUGUGCUGCGUUCGACUGUUACGAAACCGCUUCAGGCAAAAAGUCUGCCAGAAAAAGUUCCUUUGCCUUCGCCCGGCGACAGUAAUCUGCUAAUUGCUUCACAAAAAUUCUGUCGUCACGGAGGUCCCAUUUAGACGGCGUAGGCCGGUCUUUAGGCGGCCUUUUCGCGCGUUCUCACCGUUUGAACAAACAUUUAAAAAUGUGACGUGAAUUUCUUAAUUAAAAGCAAACACUGAUUCCGUCUCUUGAUUUUUGUAGUUCAGUGAUAAUCGUGGCGAUUGUGGUGCGGUCGAGAAAGUCCCGGUAUCGCUGUGCAAGUAGCGAGGUGACAACUAAUACAUGUGUUUGUGGAUUUCAGCUCACAAGGAAACACCGGAGAGAAAUGGUUCUGGUACCCGAUACCUUCUCGAUUCUAUACCGUAUUGUCGAUUUGUACUAGUGUUGUUAACCGCAAGUGGACAGUGAUAUGAAACGUAUGUGCGCGAUAUACGAAAGUGACACUUCGUUGGGAAAUAGGUGCGGUCAGCAAAAUAUCCCAGUAGGUGUGUAACGGAACGGUCAUAUUUGAUAUCGGAGGCUCGCGGUUUUUUGCUGUCGGUACCGGACUUUACGCAGACGGUAUCCAGUACAGACCGCGGCCACCGCGAACCGACCGCACCCGUGUCGCAAGCGCCACUCUGUCGCCCAAACCACGUCUAGUGAUAGCGUGGAACCGUCAUGGAUGCGAGUGGUGAGCAGCGAGUGUUUUUUCGUGUGUUCCACGCUAGCCGGACUGACGAGCCGGUGGUGUAGGUGGUAGUUGUGGAGGCGGGGUGCAGUGACGGCGGGGGCGGGGCGGCCAUGGGCGCGGCGCGUCAUGCGGCUGCGCACGCGCCCGCUGCGCCUGCUGCUGGCCGCGCUGGCGCUGGGCUGCUGCGCCGCCGCGCCGGCGCCCGACGCGCGCGCGCAGCGCUCGGCCAACCUCAGCCACAUCACGGGCACGUCCCGGAAUAUACAGAUGUUCCUCAAGAACAGAUACCUGCAGCUGCUGCCCGACGGGACCGUCAACGGCACCACCGACGGGAACAGCGUUUACACUAUACUACAGCGAGCGACAUACAAGGUUGGCCUCCUCACGAUCCAGGGGGUGUCCACCUGCCUCUACCUCUGCAUGGACGCCUGCGGGUUCCAGUACGCACAUGACCUCUCGGACGACUGCAUGUUCGACGAGCACAUAGAAGCAAACAAUUACAACACGUACUCCCGAAUACGGAACGGGAAGAAGACGUUCUUAGCACUAGACAACCGGGGCCACUCGCGUCGGAUGCAGAUCCCGCUCGGCCGGCCGCUGGGCAACCUGUCGGGGUAUGCCCUGACGCUCACGAGGAAGUGGGAGGGCGAGAAGCAAGCGCAGUGCGCCGCGCGACGACACAAGGGCAAGCUGAAGCGACCGCCGCCGUUCCACCGCAACUGCGCGCGCCGACUCCAGAAGCAGAACCUGCGGAUGAAGAGGAAGAACAAGAAAGCGAACGAUCCGAAGAAGAAGGGCAGGCACCCGAAGGCGAGGAGAAAACACGAGUCGACGUCGACGACGACGGAGACGUGGGAGGAUUCGUCGACGACGGACAUGGAGUUUUUUCGGUCGACGACCGCGCGGGAGGCGGCCGCGCGCUCCUGAGCCCCCUCGCCCUCGCCGCCUCCGUCGCACUGCUCCGCUGAUGCGGUUCCUCUAUGCCAGGCGUCAACUGAAUCUCUAUCAUUCCUCUUCUCUCCCCCCACGUGAUGUCUAAGCGCUCUCUCUCUAUGUCUCUUCGCCGGGGCUCGUCCAGUGAACGUGAAUUUCCGACUCGAACAUUGUUCUCUCACGUGUUUAGUGUAAACUCGCAGCUGUAGCAAUUAGAAAAUCGAAUACUCAAUUUCUUAGUCGUUUUAACGAACAAUUACCUUCAACAAGACAAUACUUGAUAGCGUGUUCUACUUUACGUACUCAUCUAACAAUAAAAUUUAUGAUAUUAUACUACCAAAGUUAACUGAAAUUAUCUAUCUCAAUUUUAUAUUCCUAGUUCGCUUUAAAACUUAGGUUAUCGGCAAGAUUCCAGUUGUCUUACUAGUAACUGAUACUUAACAUGGUAAUAUUAGAUGUUUUAAUUCAAUUGAGUAAAUAAUAUAAUAUUAACUAUGUAAGUAUUUUUGGAAUGGUGUCAUAAGAAGGUUUGGUAGGUACAUGGAACUGUUUUAGAAUGGAGAAAACAGUGAUUCUUGUUGAUGAAAUGACAUUAUAUAAGUAAAUCAAUAGGGGAAAAAUACUAAAGAUAACACCGAAGUAUCAUGCUUUCUUUUCAUUAGGAAAGUCAUGGUUACUCACAUUUUUUUUUUAUAUGAAAUGCUUCUAUUUUAAUACGGCCUUUAAUAAAAGAUUACUUACUACUCAAUAUCACAGAUUUAUUUUAAAGGCUCAGUUAUUUGUUAAUGGACCUCUACUAAUAAUACAAGGCAGUAUCGAUACUAUCGAUCCCGUCACAUCAUGCCAAUGUCGUGUAUUUACGUGAAAUUCUCUGAAAAACUAUGUCACUAUGAUUUUUUUAAAUUCAAAUAAUUUCAUCCUCAAGAAUUGCUGAACGUAUUGUACUUAGAAGAGUGCUGCGGUGUAAUUUCAUAAGAAAUUGACUGAAAUAAUUAUAUUGGACUGAGUAAUGUAGGACUUGUUGGUUUUGGUCUAGAGUCUAGGCUAUGAGUAGGGUACGUAUAUGUGCGGCGGAUGGCUAUUCUCCUGUGUUUUCUUCAUAGGACCGAUGAAUGAGGUAAAAGGUCAAUCGAUCGAGUCAAGAAGUGUCCGAAACGUUAACUACACAAGGCCAUUUGCCUCAGUCCAAGGUAUGUAGUGAUAAAAUACCUAAUCACGGUGUGAAACAAUAAUUAACUGUAAAACGUGUAUGUAAUUUGUAAAUUUAUUUAUUUUUCAUAUAGAGAAAGCCGUAUUUUGUUAACGUUUUAGUUGAUUUUAAUAAAUUCUCUUUCCCUUUUACUCCAAGACGUAGUUGUGUAGGAAUCAUACGCUUGUACUUUUAGUGAGCCAAUUUUUGUAUUAUACUCUUUGAAUGUCGUUCAGUAACCCUGUGUAACGAUCGACAGUGUCGGAAAAUCAUGUUCCGUCUUUGUGUUAACAGCUUUACUGAACGUAUUUUUGCAAAACAUUCUUUUUAGUAAUGUCCCUCGCAUUCAGAUUAUUGUAUAGAAUAUCAUAAUUGUAAUCGAGAAGUUGUCGAUAUCAUCAACAGUUAACAUUAAUAAUUAGUUUUGUAACUACAUUAAUACUUAAUCAUAAUUUUACUGCAACUAUCACACUGCCAAUUAAAAGUCUUUAUGCUUUAGGCUUUAAAAAAAUUCUUAUUUAAGAACAUAAAAAAUAUAUCUGUAAAUAUCUUCCAGAAUGUAGAUGAUGCUUAGUUAAGUCUACUUGAGUGUUGGUGAUAUCGACAACAGAAGCGUGAAUGUGAUUGUUUGCAAUUUUAAUUGAUUUGUGAAUAUUUUGUAUGUACGGGAAAAUAUAUUUAAUAAUCUUAUUUAUACUUACGUCUUAUUUUAAGGUUUAUAACGAAAAGGGCGUGAAAUCUGCGCAAAGCAUUUAUGGGUGGAUCUGCCCUGCUUUUCAACAGUUUAGAUUUUUUGCCCCUUUCGAGUCAUUUUACAUUAUUUAAAUUAUUAUGUUUCCGAGUUUGUUAUUAAUUAUUAUACUUGACUCGUUAUGUACUGUAAAUGAUACAUCGAUCUAUAUUUUUUGUAGGUUUAGUUAGAUGCAGUAUUUCGAUAUUGUGAAAAUGGUACUCUGAUUUAGUAUCUAGUAGCGUUGUAGGUAGUUUUUAAUUUAAACAUUCUAUAUGGUCAUUAAUUUAAGUAAGACAGUCAGAAUGAAGAGUUCCGUAGGUAGUGAUUUUAUCUGUACAUCUGCAUCAUCCGUGUCUUAUAAAAAUGAAAUUAUUAAAAUAUGAACUUUCUGAUAAAUACAUUUUAAACAUGAAAUUUCAACGUUCACCGUGCGUAGCAAGCUGUAAUUGCAAGAAUUACCUAAUCAAGAUGUGCGGUCACAUUUAUGUGAUAGUGUAUCUGGGUAUAUUUUUGCGCAUGUGCCAUAAUAUAUAACCCUGGGAUAAGUUCAAAUGUCAGAUUAAGUACAAUUGUCAGUCCUUGUUUCAUUUAUACAUACACAAUACAUCACAUUAACAAUAAUUACUUACUAAAUAAAAUACAUCAUGAAUCUUACGAAAGCCAGGAGAAGAAUGUAACAGUAUUAUACUUAAUUAUUUCGAUACAUUUACAGUAUUUGUAUAGUGACAUUUGCUUUGUGCAUUUAUCGAAAUUGUAAAACAGUUUGAUCUGUGAAGAAAAAAAAUAUCAAACCUACUUAAAAUGUUUCUAGACAUUUUUUAUAUCAUUAAACAAAUCCAGGUAAAUGUAGGUAACAAACAAAAAGGAAACUUUUAGACAAUAACUUUUUACAGUCACGUUUACUGAAAUAAAUUACAAUCCUGUA